This is a messenger RNA of Scedosporium apiospermum, 1059 nucleotides long. RefSeq names its product Alcohol dehydrogenase. The record is from RefSeq and is a predicted model, not a curated record. The transcript is spliced from 3 exons. Lineage: Eukaryota; Fungi; Ascomycota; Sordariomycetes; Microascales; Microascaceae. Gene Ontology annotation, molecular function: oxidoreductase activity; zinc ion binding. Bases 1 to 1059 code for a protein of 352 amino acids.
AUGGAUAAUACAGAGCGGAGCACCCAGAAAGCUGCCAUCGUCGUGCGAUCAUCUACCGGAUUUGAUUUCGACAUUCGUUCAGUACCGAUCCCAGAACUUAAGCCCUGGGAAGUUCUCGUCAAACUCUCCGUAACUGGUGUUUGCGGGACGGACAUCUCUCUUGCGGCCGGCCAUGUUGGCCUAACUUGCGAUAUUCUUGGCCAUGAGGGUGUCGGCCGUGUUGUCAAACUCGGAAGCGGUGUUGAUCCUGAUACCGUCAAGGUUGGCGACCGUGUCGGCAUCGCAUGGGUACGAGAUGUCUGCGGUCGAUGCCCUUGCUGCCGCGAGCCGGGUGGCGAGACUCGAUGCCUCGAACAACUCAACUCGGGGCGCAAGUUAGACGGCACGUUUGCCGAGUAUUGCGUUGCGCCAAGCCGAUAUCUUCUCAUCAUCCCCAAUGAUGCCAAGCUACCCGAUGAGUAUGUUGCGCCUGUCCUUUGCGGCGGAGUGACGGCCUACAAGGCUCUCAAGACCUGUGGCGCAACUCCUGGGGAAUGGGUGGCUAUUGUCGGUGCCAGUGGAGGUGUAGGUGGGUUGGCGGUCCAAUACGCGAAAGCCAUGGGUUAUCGCGUGGCUGCCGUCGAUGUGGGAUCUGCAGGGAAGGAGUUUUGCCUACGCUCAGGCGCUGAUGAGUAUUUCGAUGCCCUUGAUGGAGGGACGAUCACCGCUCUGAAAUCUCUUACGCUUAAUAGAGCUGGUGUCAAGGCUUCAAUCGUCACAGCUGGGUCUGGAAAGGCAUAUCAGAACGGUCUCGAUAUGUUGAGUGUCUUUGGAACGCUUGUUUGCGUUGGAAUACCUCCCCCGCCAGAAGUCCUCAGCUUCCACCCGCUAGUAGUCAUUGAUCGCGGAAUACGGAUCAUUGGCACCCUAGUUGGUACGAGGACAGAAACCAUCGAAGCUUUGGAGUUUGUCCGGAGAGGUGUGGUUAAGCCAAUCACCAAUACAAUUCACCUCGAAGAUCUCCGAGAUCUUUCUAACAGGCUUGCCACAACAACCGGGAAAUUUGUCAUUCGGCUUUAG